Messenger RNA from Setaria italica (foxtail millet), 2224 nucleotides. RefSeq names its product probable glycerol-3-phosphate acyltransferase 3. Gene Ontology annotation, molecular function: glycerol-3-phosphate 2-O-acyltransferase activity; phosphatase activity. The coding region runs from base 123 to 1805 and encodes 560 amino acids. The transcript has 2 exons. Gene Ontology annotation, cellular component: membrane. The record is from RefSeq and is a predicted model, not a curated record. NCBI's taxonomy places the organism in Eukaryota, Viridiplantae, Streptophyta, Magnoliopsida, Poales, Poaceae. Gene Ontology annotation, biological process: cutin biosynthetic process.
UGGGCUGAUGGACCAUCGUAUCUCUACUUCUUCCACAAUCUCACGGAGUCACGGUUGCCAACAAUAACUGCUCAUCCUGCAGCUACUUCUAUAGCCAUCUCAUAGACGCCCGGCCGCCCGCCAUGGCCAAGAAGAAGCUCCUCCUCGCCCACAAGCUCGCCUCCGCCAUGCUCUCCCUCCUCCUCCACCCCCGCCGCCCGGCCACUACCGCCGUCUCCAAGCCCUCGACAUCGCCACCGCCAACAGACCCAUUUCCCCCGCCGGUGGUGCACCACGGCGCCCUCCCGCCGGCGUCCACGCAAGCAACCACCCUCGUCGUCGACGUCGACGCCGCGCUGCUGCGCACCAGCGCCGCCGCCAGCGAACUGUUCCCGUACUUCAUGCUCGUGGCCCUCGAGGCCGGCGGCUACCUGCGCGGGCUGCUUCUCCUCCUCCUCUACCCGCUCAUCCUCUGCCUGAGCCGCGGCGCCGCCGUGCGGGCCAUGGCGGCGGCGGCCUUCUGCGGCCUCCGCGCGGGGCGGUUCCGCGCCGGACGCGCCGUGCUGCCCAAGUGGCUCAUGGACGACCUCGCCGCGGAGGCCUUCGACGCCGUGCGCGCCGCCGCCGCCGCCGGGAAGGGGAACGGGAGGCCGGCUGUGGUGGGCGUGACGGCGAUGCCCAGGGUCAUGGUGGACGGGUUCCUGAGAGAGUAUUUAGGGGUGGAGCACGUUGUCGCGCCGGAGAUGAAGGUGAAGUGGGGGUUCUACACCGGGCUUAUGGAGGACGCCGACGGCCAGGCGCUGAUGGCGUUGGCAGCGGCCGUUGUGGGGUUUGCUGGGUCGACGGAGUUCCUCGACCAUCCUGUCGCACGUUCCUGCAAGGAGAUCUUCGUGGCGAGCUCCGACGAGAAGCGGCGGUGGCGCCCUCUGGCACGGGACAAGUACCCGAAGCCGGUGGUGUUCCACGACGGCCGCCUGGCGUUCCGCCCCACCGCCGCCGACACGCUGGCCAUGUUCCUGUGGCUUCCCCUGGGCGCCUUCCUCGGCGCCGCCCGCCUCGCCGUGGCCCUCGCCGUCCCCUACAAAUACUCCACGCCCAUCCUCGCCGCCACCGGCAUGUCGUGGCGGCUCAAGGGCGGGCGGCCGGCGCUCCCUUCCGGCGGCCGCGGGCAGCUCUUCGCCUGCAACCACCGCACCCUCAUCGACCCCGUCUACGUCUCCGUCGCGCUCGACCGCCAGGUCCGCGCCGUCUCCUACAGCCUCAGCCGCCUCUCGGAGCUCAUCUCCCCGAUCGGCCGGACCGUGCGGCUCACCCGCGACCGCCGCAGCGACGGCGCGGUGAUGGCGCGGCUUCUCGCCGGCGGCGACCUCGUCGUCGUCUGCCCCGAGGGGACGACCUGCCGGGAGCCCUACCUCCUCCGGUUCAGCCCGCUGUUCACCGAGCUCAGCGACGACGUCGUCCCCGUCGGCGUCGCCGUCGAGACCUCCAUGUUCUACGCCACCACCGCCGGCGGGCUCAAGUGCUUCGACCCGCUCUACUACAUGGCGAAUCCGAGGAUGUGCUACACCGUGCAGUUCCUGGAGAAGGUGGACACGUCGCCGGCGAGGACCGGCGCCGCGCCCAGCACCGACGUGGCCAACCUCGUGCAGAGGAGGAUGGGGGACGCGCUCGGGUACGGGUGCACCAUGCUCACCAGGAAGGACAAGUACCUCAUGCUCGCCGGCAACGACGGCGUCGUCAGGUCAACCGACGACAAGUCCGCCGCCGGAGCACCGGCGCCGGCCGGGAAGAAGAAGGGGGACAAGAGUACGGAAAAGAGCAACUAAAAGUCAUCAAUGUACCUUAUUCUUGGUUAGCUUUUUUUUUUAAAGAAAAAAGCAACCAAGUAAUUAAGGGGGAAAAUGAGAUAAAUACUUCUUGACUUUUGGUGGUUUUAGACUUGGAAGUUGUUUAAUCUGCUCAUUUCUGCUCUUUAUUUCAUUUGUACUUAUUUGUUAAUUAUUAGGUUUAUUCUUAGGAAUUUAUUUUUGAUUUUAUUUAUUAUAUAUGUACUUGUAAAGAAAAGGAAACUACAAGGCUGUAUCAUCAAGCAAUGCAAUGUGCUUGUACUUUGUACUGUAGAACAGCAAUGCAGCAAUGUAAAUUAAGAUAGUACAGUAGUGAUUUGUACCACUCUUAUGGAAAACAGACGUGCAGUGUUAGCAUCUUCUUGCCCCCUAGCGAGUGCCAACCACUAAAAACAGGA